Parnassius mnemosyne (clouded apollo) is the source of this 918-nucleotide messenger RNA. NCBI's taxonomy places the organism in Eukaryota, Metazoa, Arthropoda, Insecta, Lepidoptera, Papilionidae. The record is from the annotation of a GenBank genome assembly.
AUGGUCAGUUUUGAUGUUCAGUCUCUAUUUACAUACCUACCUGUUGAAGACUGCAUCUCAAUUAUAACUAGGAAACUAGAGGAAAACAACAUGCCAGCAGAAUAUGCAGUAUUACUCAGACAUUGCCUUACAUCUGGCUACCUAUUGUGGAAGGAACAGUUUUACAAGCAUGUAGAUGGUGUUGCGAUGGUCUCACCGGUAUCUCCCAUUGUCGCCGAUAUUUUCAUGGAGGACUUUGAGGAGAAAGCCCUGCUUACUGCACCAGUAACUCCUAGUUUCUACAAGCGGUACGUAGACGAUACUUUCACAAUUUUACCAUCAGACAAAGUAACUGCAUUUUUAGAACAUCUUAAUUCCAUAAACUCUAAAAUUCAAUUUACUAUGGAGUUAGAGGCAAAUAAUUCUUUAGCUUUCCUAUAUGUAUUAGUCAUUCGAAAUCCUAAUAACACCGUAGGUCACACUGUGUAUAGAAAAAAGACCCAUACAAACCGAUACUUAAACGGUGAAUCCCACCAUCACCCUUCACAGUUAGCUACCGUGGGCAAAUCUUUGUUGCAGAGAGCACGAGGGAUCUGUGACAGCAAACACCUGGCCGCCGAGCUUCAGCACGUCAAGCAGGUUCUGCACGACAACAAGCUUCGGGUUCCGCGCCUACGUCACAGUGACCGAGUGAAGCCGGCCACAGUCGAGCGUGUGCCUGCUGUACUACCAUAUGUCAGAGGUGUCACAGACAAGAUUGGCUACAUCUUGAAGCGAGCUUCUAUUAGAACAUUCUUCAAGCCGCCGAAGAAGAUUAGUCAGUUCUUACCAUCCGUCAAGUGCAAUAUUCCUCUACAAGAUGCAGGAGUAUACAAGCUUGAUUGUGAGUGUGGUCUCCCAUAUAUAGGGCAAACAAAACGAUCAAUAAAACCCGCGUAA